AUGUAUUUAAAAUCCUUGUUGCUGGCAGUGGUAGGCUUUUUGGUUUCACUAUCAUUCGUGAGUGGGCAAAAGUACACCUGCUGUAUGCCACACCGUCACACAGUCUAUGCUUCCGUCCGGUCCAUGUCUCUCUCUAAUUGCAAAGACAAUCAAUGCAAUUUCAAUGGUCAACGUGUGAUUCACGAGAAGCACAUGCCUGACUUCUUUCACAGAAGAUAUCGAUUAGAUUUAAAGAUUGAGAUGAACGACAAGGUUGUGAGCGAUUGGAAAACAACCAUGGGAUUUAUGGAGCCCUAUCCCAGCAAUUUUGGAAUUGAAUACAUCUUCAAUGCUACUUCAUGUACUUGCCAUCAACUGACCAAACAAUCACCUUACCUAAUGGUUUCCUGUGUCGAUGCAGACUACACCCUCGAGUCAGUGAUUGAUGUUGGCAUUGAAACCAUGGAAUAUGUCAAAGGUCAACGUUAUGUGAGAACCCUACAAUUAAAUGGAACUCAUACCCAACGAGAUGUCAUGGUCGUUCAACAAGUAAAUAAGCCACAACCACCCUUUCCCCACAAGUACGAUCCAUAUCCAGCCGAUUAUGAUUGUGCUAUUCUCUAUUCAGAAACAAAAAUAGAAACAAGAGAUCACUUGGGCAAUCUGAAAGAGUUGCAAACCAUCUCAAGCCAUUUCUGGAAUUUUAAACCUUUCAAUACGGAUGCCGACUAUGUGGUACCUUCGUAUUGUCCCAAAUGCAAUUAA
This is a messenger RNA of Naegleria fowleri, 744 nucleotides long. RefSeq lists its product as uncharacterized. Lineage: Eukaryota; Heterolobosea; Eutetramitea; Acrasida; Naegleriidae. The transcript has a single exon. The record is from RefSeq and is a predicted model, not a curated record. The coding region runs from base 1 to 744 and encodes 247 amino acids.